Messenger RNA from Ixodes scapularis (black-legged tick), 729 nucleotides. Its product is annotated as defense protein l(2)34Fc. The transcript is spliced from 4 exons. Gene Ontology annotation, molecular function: oxidoreductase activity, acting on metal ions. The record is from RefSeq and is a predicted model, not a curated record. Lineage: Eukaryota; Metazoa; Arthropoda; Arachnida; Ixodida; Ixodidae. Bases 186 to 656 code for a protein of 156 amino acids.
CUUUUUUUGUGUCUUUUUUUCAGCAGCCUCUUUGUCGGUAGAUCUCGGGCGUUUGUGGUCGCCAGGUGGCGGGUCCGCUGGCGUAUAAAGUGUGGCACCGUUGCGGUUAGCCUCACGACACGGAAACAGUUCUUCGAAGCUGCUUGACGUGGGAUCAUUUGCCGAGACCUUUGCAUAAGACUACCAUGGCAUCUAAGGCCCUGAACCUCCUGGCGCUGUUGGUGGCCAUCAGCGGCUGCCUGGCCCAUCCGACCGGCGCCCCCGAAGAGGCCUGCGCCGACAUGUUGCCCCAGCACGGCGACUCGCUCUUCGAGGACGCCAGCAAGGGCCCCUACCGCCUUACCCAGAACAAGGUCGACUUCAAGGGAGGAGACGUCGUCAUCGUGACCCUGUCCACUUCCGGAACCCCGUUCAAGGGCUUCCUAGUGAAGGCCUUCGACGAGAACGAGAAGGAGGUCGGCCAGUUCGAGAAGACCGCCAUCUCGCAGCCCCUGACCAAGUGCUCGGCUUCCACCCACGUCGAGGGCGGCGACAAGACCACCGCCGCGCUCAAGUGGAAGGCCCCCGCCGGAGUUGCCGGCAAGGUCCACUUCAGGGCCACCAUCGUGGAGAAUGCAAAGAAGUACUUCACCAACCUCAAGAGCACUCACGCCUAAGGUUCCGAUACUCGGAAAUCAUUUCAUUUUUAUCCUGCAAUCAAGGCAAAAUAAAGUUCGAUUUUUUAAAGGC